Messenger RNA from Hyaloscypha bicolor E, 1393 nucleotides. RefSeq lists its product as uncharacterized. The record is from RefSeq and is a predicted model, not a curated record. The transcript has 7 exons. Lineage: Eukaryota; Fungi; Ascomycota; Leotiomycetes; Helotiales; Hyaloscyphaceae. Bases 83 to 1369 code for a protein of 428 amino acids.
CUUCCCUUCCGCGCACGAACCAGUCUUACUUUGCUAAACCAUUUUUGAGCUUUGGUGUAUUACUGUCAAGCAGUAUAAAAAGAUGUCGUCUCAAGCAGAUGUUUCAACAAUGAAUCGUUCCAUUCACGAAGUCACCCCAGUCGCACUCUCGCCAGCCAGCUCAGGGAGACUCCUGAUCAUUCCCUGCGAUGGCACUUGGGCCGAUCGAUGCUCUUCCUCCAAAGGCACUGUCGUCCAAGAGCUAAUGUAUUUAAUUGCCGACCAAGAGGGCCAGAGGAAAGUCAUCUUUUACCUUGAUGGACUCGGCACCAGAUCCAGUUGGCUCGGCAAGAUGCUUAGAGGUGCAACAGGACUCGGGCUUGCGCGCAAUGUGAUAUCCGCUUACAACAAUCUCGUCGAUAAUUAUCGUGUGGGAGACAAGAUUGUUCUUAUCGGGUAUUCUCGAGGUUCCUACACAGCCAGAGCUCUCGCCGGCCUCCUCGCACGAAUCGGGAUCCCACGUAAUGUGAAUCAGAAAAGCCUCAAGAAGCUUUACAAGAUGUAUUUCAAGCAAGAAUUGAAGCAACCCGGAGUUGCAGAGCGAGUGAUGAACGAGUAUAAUUGCCACCGAAAUGUUCAGAUAGAAGCCCUAUGCUGCUUCGAUACGGUGGGGGCUUUGGGGGUUCCCCUGUUCGGCCCCGCCCGCAUCUUGCAGAUCUUCCGUAGCAAACAUCAAUUUCAUGACACGGAUGUCACUCCAGAGGUCAAAGUCAAUCUGCACGCAUGUGCGACAAACGAAAUCCGCGAACCGUUUGAACUAACACCCAUGCAUCUCCCCAACGGCAGCAAUAACAAACUCCACCAGGUCUGGUUUCCAGGAACCCACGGAGACAUCGGAUGGGAAACCAAGACGGGACUCUCUGAGGCGCCUCUGGCAUGGAUGAUCCAACAACUGCACACACUGGUCGGGAUCCAAUUCGACGCGUGCGCACUCCAGGCCCGCUUCCCAGCCUAUGGCGCACAAGCCGGCAAAAUCGCCGCCCCAGCCUGGCUGAAGAGUCAAACACACAAGCCUUCCCGCGCAGUCCUCCCAUUUACGGGUCGCAAGGCUCGUGUUCCUGGUGCAUAUGAUCGGCCGGGAAUGGCGACGAAUGAGCGCAUUCAUAUUUCCGCUCGCCUGCGCAGUGGCAGCCUCCCGCUCGAGAAAGCCGUCCCUGGAUACCGAGUACACCUCGACUCGGAUGGCACUUAUUAUUGGAUAAGGAAGCCAACGUCGGGGUUUUGGAAGUUGGGGUCGACGCCUGCGUUGCCGUCUGCAACCCAGACGAGGAUUUACGAGGCAACACUUGGUGACCUUGAGGCAGCUCUUCUUGGGCUUACUUGCAGAUGAGGACCAAGAUGGGCAAGAAGAAAG